GCCGAGAACUGGGGGAGGGGCGUCCCUAGUUUAUCGCUUCUUUGAAGAUAGAAGAGAUCAAGUUGGGCACCUGGCAUUUGAUACAAAAGUAGAGCAAGUCUGCCUUUCCUCUCCUCGGUCUGUAUUUCUGUUCUGUCUCCCACUCAUGUUUUGUAAGAAAGUUGAGCGCCAGGACUCACGCCAUGGUGGUGUCAAUUCCUGUCUUUAAAUACUAUUCAUAAACAUUUCCUGGUAACAAAACUCACGUGGGACAGAACUUCCUCAGUGUUUCUGUGGUUUGAGGUCAUCUCUAAAUCAAGGCUGUUUGUCCCUUCCUGCAGUCCCCCUAACCACCAAAUAUUAGAGCUAUAACAUGGGGCACACACCCCUGGGGGCACCUCAGAAUACUCCGCAGGUGUGGCCCAGAGCACAGGGAUGCCUCUCCCACAGGUGCCAUGUGAGGAGGGACUAGGAACAGACAAGGUGGCAAGGAUGAGCCCCUGAGGGUCACGGCACACCCUCCAGCCACAGCCAUAGAGACCAGGCCAGCUGCUUCCCUGCUGCCAGGUGUCGCCUGCAGGAAGGCCCACCCCUGCAGACAGCACGCUGCCCCUGGGGGAGCAGUGAGGGCACAGCCUUGCUCUCUGACCCCUCUGGUGCCAGACUGUCUCACAGAACCUUUGCCGCUGCCCAGAGCUCAGCACAGCUUGAAGUUCCCAGUGGACCUUUGAUCAUACUCAGCAGAAGGUUGGUUUCUGGGGAAUAAGUGAGCCAGGUGACCAGGGGACAGGGACAAGCCUUGUGUACUGUUAACGGCUUUCCUGUUUCGUGUCAUUCACUGGCCAAAGAGCCCCAGCUAUACUCCACGCAUCGGCCUCGCUACCUUCAGGCUGUGUGCUCACCUCGGCCCUUGCCCCUGUCAGGUGCCAGUUCCCUCCUGAUCAGUCUUCAAACUCAACCCAAAUGCCUUUUUCAGGAAAGCCUUCCUGUGUCACCUGACCCUGCUCUAGUCAACACUCCCUGCUCCAAUCACCGUUUAAUAAAUUACACCCGUAUUCGCCCAAGGCCUGCACCCAGGUGAAAGCAGUGAGUGAGGCGGUGGGGACUGGCGGGGGCUGGAGAGAGCGUGACCACCUAGAAGGCAUUCCUACUAGGACCAGUGUUUUCAGAUCUAACGUUUUCAAAAGGAGCCAGAAAUCCAAGUUUUAAAAAGACCCUCCCCCCAACCCCAACAUUAAAUCCUGCAAAUAAUUAUUUUUAGAAACAAUGUAAGCCAAUGGUUCCUAAUGUUUAAUUUUUGUUUUUAGUCCUCACCUGAGGAUAUGUUUUUAUUGAUUUGAGAGAGAGAAACAUCAAUGUGUGACAGAAACAUCCAUCAGUUGCCUCCCGUACGCACCCCGACCAGGGCUCGAACCCACAACCUAGGUAUGUGCCCUGACCAGGAAUUAAACCCACAACCUUUGGUUACGGGACGACCUCCAACCACUGAGGCUCUGGCCUGGGUGCCUCUGGUUUAAUGUCUUUCUCACUGGGCUCAGCUCCACAGGGCACAUGCCCCACAUGUGACACGGCAUCUGAACUCAACAAACGAAACACAAAGGCAGGCAGGCCUCGGCCAACACAGCACCAGGGCGUCAGAAAGGCUAGCAAGGACAUGGCAAGCACCAUCCACCCUCUCUUGUUGACGGCCUGCUCGGAAUGCCUCCAGCCCCCUACAUCCUCCUUCCAGGCCCUGGCCUCACUGGCCUCCCUGCUGCCAUCACAAUGGCCGGAGCCGCUCCUGGCCGGGGCCUCUGUGACAUCAACCCGGCUCAGCCCCAGCACUCAGAGUCCAGGUGCGAGGGCAGACAGACCCACCAUGAGCAGCCUCCUCCCCCACCCCUGCUCACCAUGCGGACCCUGAAAUGGACCCUGUUCCUGCCCAUAUGCCUAUCUUGCGGCUACGCCUUUAUGUUUUCUUCUCUGAGGGAGAAUGUCAAAGCACCCCCCGGAAAGGUGCCUUGCGGAGGGCACUUCCGAAUUAGGCAGAACCUACCAGAGCACACCCCAGGCUGGCUCGUCAGCAAGUGGCUCUGGUUCUUUUUUAUUGUUAUACUGUAUCUAAUUCUCAAGUUUCGAAGAGACCGUGAAAAGAUGAAGGAAAAGACCCCUCCUGGCCCUCGAGGCUCUUUGGUUCGUGCUGCACCGAAGAAGAACCAGUGUGCUAACCCCAGCAAAGACUACGCACUGCAGACCUUAAACCAGCUCGAGAUGGACCUCGUGCAGUUCAUGUCCAAGGUGCGGAAUCUGAAAGUCGCCGUGGCAACUGCCGGUGACUACAAGGGGCAGAACUUUGAGAGGCCUGCAGACCCACAUAACAAUGUUACCAUCUACGAAAUAUGGGGCGAAGAAGACUACGAAUAACUGGAUUUGUGUGUCAAAGUAGGACAGGAAAGUCGAGGGUAGACACACCAUAUGCAAACUAAUAAAACUGUUCUGAAGAAAAAUCUCAAAUCUGAGAUAUUUUCCCCUCUUCGCUUAAACCUGAAAAAAUAAAUGUGAGGCCAGUAGCCAUGGGCGUGGCCAUGAAGGUUUUGUUUUUUGGCCUUUCUUGCUUCCUCCAGGGUUGUGGUGGUGAGACGCUUGGCCAAGGGGCCAGGGCCGGAGAACAAGGUUUAGGAAAUUUGGGGUGUUAAUAUCAUUUCCAUACUUGCUGUCUUUAUAUUAGCUAUUUGUGCAAAUGAUGGAACUGAUUAUCUUAUAAUUGAUUACAUUAUAAAGGACAACUCUAAUGAUGGGUGUAAUAAAAUGAUUGAAUUUGUGUGUGUGUGUGUGUGUGGCGGAUGAUGGUUUCUAGAAUCACUUGAUUUUCUUACCCCCAAAAGUCUUAUUCAUUUUAGCUCAUGAAGCAUUGACUGUCUUCUACCAAUUAGCAGUUACAUAUGUCCAAUUGAAUUAAGAAAAUGGAGAAUUGAUUCAUACUAACCAGGGCUCUGUCAAUUACUUGCUAUGAAUGUUCUUUAUAGUACCUAUUAAAAUAUGGAUGUUUUGGCAUGUUACUAUGGCUAAUGGGAAGUACAUGUGCUUAAUACAGCUGUUAAGUUGGCUUAUGACCCCUUCUGCAGGCCACCCUGACUAUUUAUAGAUGCGCCGUGCAGGGCCAGAGGAGCAGCUGAGGACCCAGGGCAAUUCCCUUCCUUCCACCUUCCUUCCCACUACAGAAGGCUAAGUCCCGCCCUGGCUGGUGUGGCUUGGUCGGGCGUCCUCCCAUGCACCCAAAGGUCCCCAGGUCCGUUCCUGGUCAGGGCAUGUUCCCAGGUUGUGGGUUUGGUCCCUGGUUGGCAGCCAUUUAAAGGUGUUUCUCUCUCAUCAAUGUUUUUCUCUCUCUCUCCCCGUCUCUCUUCCUCUCUCUCUCUAAUAAUCAAUAAAAACAUAUUUUACCCCCAAAAAAGUUCAUUCCCACUGUUUGAACAACGUCUUCAGCAUCUGUCCCACGUGAGUGUAGGAGUUAGGCCUCUAAUGAAAGCUGCCUGUCUGCUCCCUCGUGUCAAUGUUACUCGUCUUUGAAAAGUGGUCCC
Myotis myotis is the source of this 3536-nucleotide messenger RNA. Its product is annotated as protein FAM209B-like. Lineage: Eukaryota; Metazoa; Chordata; Mammalia; Chiroptera; Vespertilionidae. The record is from RefSeq and is a predicted model, not a curated record. The coding region runs from base 1678 to 2382 and encodes 234 amino acids. The transcript is spliced from 2 exons.